AGCUGUCGUAGGAGACUUUUUGUCAAAGCCCAGUUCAAGAACUCUAAUUUUUGUAGAUAAAGCUUUUCUCACCUUCCCCUUUGCUGCUGGGACUCUGCAAUGUAACAGAUUCUUCCAGUAAAAGAGAAUAUAUAUAUAUAUAUAUAUAUAUAUAUAUAUAUAUAUAUAUAUAUAUAUAUGCACCACUUACUUUAAUUCUCCGUCAAAAGGGACUGUUUUUUCUUGGCUGUUUUUUUGUAUAUUAGCCAGCUCUGUAAUGUUCAAACUUCAGAGUCUGUUCAUGGCAAGCUUUCAAGUUAGUUCUUGAAAAGGAGUGGGGAAAAGGGUGCUGAUCAGUUGGAGAAAGCUAUUGCAAUGCAAGUAGCCAUUUCUAAACACAAGCAUUCUAAGAGAAUUUGAUUUUCACAAAUGCAGCUUCCCGUAUACACGAGGAUUUAAAGACAGUGUGGAUCAUUCAGUAGAGGCCUCUAAUCAAAUGAUGUUGGAUAGGGGUGAUACAAAUGACUGUAGUGAGAGCAAGAAGAAGCAAUCACCUAAGGAAGUCCAAAGUUCUUUGAGGCAAGAGAUAACACAGCUCGAGAGAAGAUUACAGCACCAAGUUACAGUUCGAUGUUCUCUAGAGCAAGCAUUGGGAUGUAAAUCUUUCAUCACUCAGACCUCAAUGUCUAAGCCAACCACAGAACUGAUUAGAGAAAUUGCAGUACUAGAGUUGGAAGUAGUGCGUCUGGAGCAGUAUCUUCUCUCAUUAUAUCGUAAAGCAUUUGAUCAACAGAUCUCAUCCAUGUCUCCUCCCACAAGAGAUGAUAAACUAAAGUCUCUUACGAAUACCAAAAUAAGAAGGUGCCUUGAAUUUUCUAAAUCUGAUACUACAGUGAGAAGGGAAAAUUCUUGUGCUCAACCUGAUAGCAAGUCGGUAUCAAAUCCGUGUAAAGAAACAACUAGCACAACAGAAGACAAAGUUAGAGAAUGUGAGGCCCAUCGAAGUCGUUCCUCACUAACUCAACAUUCAGUUCGGUCAAACAGAGAGGCAAUACCAGGCAAAGCUUUGCGUGCUUGUCAAUCUCAACCUUCAUCUAUGAUGAAGUAUGCGCAGAAAUCUUCAUCAAAUUUAAUCAGUUUGGCGGAUCAUCUUGGCACUUGUAUUUCUGAUCAUGUUCCAGAGACACCAAAUAAGCUGUCUGAGGACAUGGUAAGGUGCAUGUGCACCAUAUAUAGCAAACUUGCUGAUCCUUCACUUGCAAAUCCGUAUCUCUCAUCGCCAACCUCAUCCUUGUUAUCAAUGAGUGCCUUUUCUCCGAAAGACAUAUGGAACCCAGGAAUUAGGAAAGAUUCAUCUUUUGAUGUUUGGUUGGACAAUCCUUUUCAUGUGGAAGGGUUGAAGGAGUUCAGUGGAUCUUACAGCACAAUGCUUGAAGUACAAUGUAUAUAUAGAGAUAGUCACGGACUAGAUGAUAUUGAACCUUUGUUGCAAAAUUUCAGAUCAAUUGUUUCUCGCCUCGAAGUAAUAGAUCCGCGAAAGUUGAGUCAUGCAGAAAAACUAGCUUUCUGGAUUAACAUACACAACGCAUUGGUGAUGCAUGCAUUUUUAUCUUACGGGAUUCCACAAAAGAAUGUGAAGAGAGUUUUUCUACUCUUGAAGGCUGCCUACAAUGUCGGGGGUCAUAUAGUCAGCGCGAAUGUGAUACAGAGCUCUAUCUUGGGAUGUCGGAUGUCUAGACCAGGACAGUGGCUUCGCUUGUUACUUUCUUCUAGAGGAAAAUUUAAGGCAGGCGAUGAAAGACAAGCCUAUGCUAUUGAACAUCCAGUACCCCUUCUGCACUUUGCACUCUGCUCAGGCAAUCAUUCAGAUCCUGCGGUACGAGUCUAUACACCCAAGAGAGUGUUUCAGGACCUGGAAGCAGCAAAAGAAGAAUAUAUUAGAGCAACUUUUGGUGUGAAGAAGGAUCAGAAAGUUCUUUUGCCAAAGGUUGUCGAGUCCUUUGCUAAAGAAUCUGGUCUAUGUCCUGCUGGUGUGAUGGAGAUGAUCCAGCAAUCUUUACCUGAAUCUCUUAGGAAAAGCAUAAAGAAGAUUCAGCAGGGAAAUUCUCACAAGAACAUUGAAUGGGUUCCUCAUAAUUUUGCUUUUCGGUACCUAAUCACGAAGGAGCUGUUGCAGUGACUACUUUUAUUGUGUGUUUUUAGCUUUGUUUAUGUGAUUAUAGAGAUUUGAUUAGUACUAAGUCACUUAGACCUCCAACUAGUAGGUCAUAGGUUCUAGUCUCGCUAAGGGUAAGUGAAAAUCAAUGUUUAUUCCAUGUGGAAUCAGAGUGGGAAAAGGGAGGAAAAGAGUUUUUUAGUGAGACCUCUUUUUCUUUCUUUUCCCUGUCCUAAUAGGAGUUCUUUACAGGAUACUUAUUUCCUUUUUCUCUGUUCUGUAUAAAUGCAUAAGUUAGAAUGGAGGAAUGACUGGAGAAUGCCUGCAAUCUGUGUUUUGUAUGUAACAUCAUUUUUUGGCUUCAUUUUUUAUAAUUCAGAUUAACAUUUGUUGUUGGAUCAA
Messenger RNA from Lycium barbarum (goji berry), 2536 nucleotides. RefSeq lists its product as uncharacterized. The record is from RefSeq and is a predicted model, not a curated record. The transcript is spliced from 11 exons. NCBI's taxonomy places the organism in Eukaryota, Viridiplantae, Streptophyta, Magnoliopsida, Solanales, Solanaceae. The coding region runs from base 476 to 2158 and encodes 560 amino acids.